Messenger RNA from Trichomonas vaginalis G3, 690 nucleotides. RefSeq lists its product as uncharacterized. The record is from RefSeq and is a predicted model, not a curated record. Bases 1 to 690 code for a protein of 229 amino acids. NCBI's taxonomy places the organism in Eukaryota, Parabasalia, Trichomonadida, Trichomonadidae. The transcript has a single exon.
AUGAAUACAAACUUUUCUCUUGUCGAUAAAGAGAGAGGAUUGUAUGCAACAAAAGACGGCAAAUUAUUCCUAACAGAACCAGGGACACGCGAACUUACCAGAAGUCCGCUUCUUUUUACCCCACCAAUUAGAGUUUUAGCAUCUGAAGAAUAUGAUCCAUACGCAAUAGUUUUAACAGCUAAUGGUAUGCUUUCAGUCUUAUCUAUACCAGAAAAGAGAAUUAUUAAGAACAUUGCAGUUCCUGGAAAUUCUGGAGUUAUUGAAACAAUUGUUUUAACUAAAAAGGACGACAAAGUUAUUAUAACGCUAUGUGGAACAAGAGGACACUUCAGAUUACAAGACAAUCACUGGAAUCUAGUGGUUGAACCAUUAGAUACUUUAAUGGCAAACCCAGAUACAAAAACAAGUGCACAAUGUGCUAAAUUGGAAAAUGAUAUUGCAUGCGCCAUUGAAGAAAGGUCAUUUGAAAAAUAUUCGAACUCUGUACAAAAAUAUCUUGUUUACAUGGCUACAUUUUGCUCAAAAUCUGCUUUUAUUGAAAUUUGGUACGAGAUCAUACACGCGGAAUUACCUUUUGAAGCACCAAUUCUCACAAAUUUCUGGAGAGAGACUUUAGAUAUUUUAUCAUCAAUAGAAAGAAUAGCUUCAUUGACAGAUGAGCUAGAAAUGAGUCUUAAUCAAGAAAUCUAA